Leguminivora glycinivorella is the source of this 2189-nucleotide messenger RNA. Its product is annotated as damage-control phosphatase ARMT1-like. The transcript is spliced from 17 exons. The record is from RefSeq and is a predicted model, not a curated record. Gene Ontology annotation, cellular component: nucleus; cytoplasm. The coding region runs from base 102 to 2057 and encodes 651 amino acids. Gene Ontology annotation, molecular function: phosphatase activity. NCBI's taxonomy places the organism in Eukaryota, Metazoa, Arthropoda, Insecta, Lepidoptera, Tortricidae. Gene Ontology annotation, biological process: DNA damage response.
GUCACUACAAGAUUCACACUGAUUUUCCCAAUCACAAAACAAAAUUCAAUAGCAGCGCACAUCUAUUUGGUUAUGGCGUAAAUUAAGCGUAAAAAUUAAAAAUGAGCGAGAAUAAGACAUCUACCACAAGCUUGAAGUCUCCCGAUAAAUCGUCUGUGAAGUCUCAGUCUGUAAAAUCACCGGAUAAGUCGUCGUUGAAAACUAUUGAAAGAUCGUCGCAACAAAGUGUCCAUAGUCGCGCUCCUUAUGUGGAUAGGUAUUAUGAGAGCUGCCAAGAGCCGGACUUCAUAUACGGAGGGCCGUUUAUCCCGGUUAAGCGGCCGGAGCCCUUUAUCGAUGCCGUCACUCCGAUCAAUCUCGAGUUGCAGGGGACUUUUAAACAGAGUUUUGCAUAUUACUCUAUGAAAGAGAGAAUUCCAGUAAUCCUGACCAAAGUUAUAGAUAAUUUAUCAAAAAAGGGCGACGGAGACUCCAAAGCACUUAUAGAAUACGUGGCCAGGCUCAAAAAUGAAGUGGUCACCAACAAGAAAUAUUCCAAAUUCUUGGUGGGUACACCUGAAGCUGAUCAGUGGAACGAAUGGCUCGACUCCCGUCAAGCUAAUACAUAUUUCACAGACGUAUGGGUUUUUGCAGAAUGCUACGUGUAUAGAAGACUCAGAGAAGGCGUAGAACUUAUUCCAUCUCUCAAAGACUUUGAUCCGUUCGGCGAGCAGAAGAAACAAGCGUUUAUGGACGGACUCGAGGCCAUGUGCAUGACGGCCACUCAACUGACACCAAUGCUAUCCCCCAGCGACAAGGACAAGCGGAAACAGGACUUCAUGAACUUACUUAAGAUCUGCCUGUGGUCCAACAAAUGUGACCUGUCACUGUCAGUGGGUGAGCCUGUGACUCUGGGCGAGAAGGGCAAGGACCCCGCGCAGCAGCCGGCUAUAGACCCCUUCCAGAUGGUCAUAGACUUUAAAGAUAAGUUGCUAGCAGACGACACGGCUAAAAUAGCUGACCAAGUGGUCGCCAAAGCGGAAGCCAUCGGGAAAGCGAUAGCCAAUAACACCGUUUUCAAAGCCAAAUGCAGUUGUCAUAGGUUGGCCAAGAUUGGCGGCACAAGAAUUUGCAUGGAUGAGGAGCAAAAAGAGGCGCUAGCCAGAGCGGCCGCGGACAAAGCGAACAAAGGCAAAGGCAAGGGCAAGGCGCCGCCCCCUCCGCCCCCUCCCCCGCCGGAGCCGGCCGAGGACGGCGCGGAGCCCGAGCCGCCGCCGCCGCCCGUGCCCUGCCCCGCUAAGGUCCUCGUGCCCAGCGCUGUGCAGUUCGAUAUCGUGUGCGACAACGCGGGUUUCGAGUUGUUCGCGGACUUGUGUUUAGCGACUUGGCUGGUCGAACAGAAGAUUGUAACGAAGAUCCGUUUCUACGUGAAGAAAAUACCAUGGUUCAUAUCAGACGUCACACCGAAAGACUUUACAGAGCUGAUCACUAUGUGUUGCAACGCGGAGUACAGUCGACAGGCGCCGGCGCCUGAACCUAAGAAACCACUGGCGGAAGGCGAGGCGCCCCCUCCGCCGACCAGCGUGACGUCGGCCGAGCUCAAGGCGCUGGGCAAGAAGUUCCAGCGCUACUACGAGGACGGAGUGUUCGUUGUAUCUUGUGAAGACUUCUGGACGUCGCCCCACGUGUUCAAAGACAUGAAGAAAUAUGACUACUGGUUGUACCGGAAACUCCAGUACGCCGUGGCUGUCCUGUUCAAAGGGGACUUGAACUAUAGGAAGCUGCUGGGGGAGAAAAACGUCCCGCCCAUCACACCACUACUGCAGGCGCUGCAAGGGUUCCAACCGGCGCCGUUGAUCGCGUGCCGCACGGUCAAGUGCGAUCUGAUUUGCGGCUUGAAAAAAGGACGGGCGGAGCAGCUGUUCAAGAUCGACCCCAAGUGGAUGCAGACUGGAGACUACGGGGUGAUCCAGUUCUGCCCGAAGGCCGAGCCGCUUAAGGUGGCGGACCGGCCCUGCAAGUACUACUGCGCCGAGUGCCUCGGGCUCGCCUGUCCCGACGAGGAGCCCUUCUGGUGACCAACGAUGUCGCUUAUGCUCUUUUUAUCUACAAAUCAGUACAAAUAUAAUACUUUUACUAAUUUAUCAAGUUCAUCCCUUUUUGGCACUUAAAAUUCUAUAGCAUGUUGUAAAUAAAAGAUUUUAACUUAA